Messenger RNA from Cladocopium goreaui, 1059 nucleotides. Lineage: Eukaryota; Dinophyceae; Suessiales; Symbiodiniaceae. The record is from the annotation of a GenBank genome assembly.
AUGUUUCUUGGUUUUUCACCAGCCUUCCACCAGCUGAGACCACCAGCCACGCGUCCGCAGGUGGUGGCGGUGCUGACCUUGGCGGCCACCUGUCCGACCUUCGUGGGCUCCCCCUAUCGCCUCAAGUUGCAGGCGGCCAAGGACACCUCCCUCUCCGAGCAAUUCGCUGACUUCGCGGACCAGUUCAAGACGGCCAGUGUGGCUGGUGCGGUUGCCUUCUUCAUGAACUGCGGAAUUCAGGGUGUGAAUGCGGAUCCCUCCACGUUGUCCAAUGCCUACGCCACCAGCCCUGGUGGGGUAGCAGCACCCAUGGAACAACGAAUCAGCCACGCGCCGGCGCACGCGCCCCUGAACUACCAGGGAGUGCAGCAACAGCUGGUGAUGAAAGACUUUGAUGCGCAAUCGGGAUAUGUUCAUCAGGUGUCAGCCCCUGCGGAUGUUCGCGUAAGGGAGGCUGAUGCCAAUGCACUUCAGGCAGCGAAUGACCAGACCGCAGGCGACGCUGCGAAGGUUGAGGCGAGCGCGGUGAAGCAAGUGGAGACGGAAGAAGAGGUGCAGCUGGAAGCGCUGGAGGGUCGCAUCAAAGAGGAGAAGUUGCGGCUCUCUGAGGCGGCGGAGCAGCUGAAGACCCUGGAGGAGGAUCUUCAGGCCGCAAAGGUUAAGCGAGCCAUGCAGGAGGCCGCUGGCAUGGACCUUUCCACCGAAGCCGGGGAGGGCUGGGGCGGCUUUCGAGAUCUGCUACUCUUGGGCUUUGGCGCCGUCCUGGGAGCUGUAGGCCAUGGCCUGGCAAAGCUGAAGGAGGAGUGGUCACCUAAGAUGCCCAUGACGAUGCCUUCGCCCUCCAUGCAGCCCUCCACGGUGGCCACUUCUGGAGCACUGGGCUUGGCCUUUGCGGCUUCGGUCCACAGCACCGCGCCCGCUUUGACGCUGCCCACCCCCGUCUACCCGGCUGCGCUGCCGCUGCUGACGAUGCGAAAGGCGGUCUCCGUGCCGGAGAGCGAGGUCAGCUCUCCCAGUUCAUCGCCGAUGUGGGGCGAACGGCCCUUCGUGUUGCAGUGA